This is a messenger RNA of Gastrolobium bilobum, 1965 nucleotides long. RefSeq names its product pentatricopeptide repeat-containing protein At5g59600-like. The record is from RefSeq and is a predicted model, not a curated record. Gene Ontology annotation, biological process: RNA modification. NCBI's taxonomy places the organism in Eukaryota, Viridiplantae, Streptophyta, Magnoliopsida, Fabales, Fabaceae. The transcript has a single exon. Gene Ontology annotation, molecular function: protein binding; RNA binding. Bases 1 to 1653 code for a protein of 550 amino acids.
AUGCAUGGUCUCAUCAGAAGCACUACAUUUGUUAAGAUUCCCGCGACAAAUGCCAUCAUCUGCCAUCGGUUGUUCCGGUCAGGACUCGAAGGCUAUGCUGAACUCGUCGAGAUAUACGCUCGCGAUCGAGCGUUGCAACAUGGCAAGAAACUUCACGCGCACCUAAUCACCAGCGGCUUGGCUCGUUUCAACGUCAUUGCAUCCAAUCUCGUGGCCUUGUACGCGCGCUGUGGUCAACUAUCCCUUGCGCGAAAACUGUUCGACAAAAUUCCCAGAACAAAUGUUCGCCGCUGGAUAGCACUUAUUGGCACUUGUGCUCGCUGCGGCUUCUAUGAGCACGCUCUGGCCGUGUUCUCUGAGAUGCAAACAACCCAAGAGCUGAAGUCCGACAACGUAUUUGUGAUUCCAAGCGUUCUCAAAGCUUGUGGCCACAUCGGUGACCGGAUCAUGGGAGAGAAAAUACAUGGCUUAAUUUUGAAGUGUUCCUUCCACCUAGAUGCUUUUGUGUCUAGUGCUUUGAUUGUUAUGUACUCUAAGUGCGCGAGAGUCGAAGAUGCACGUAAGGUGUUUGAUGGAAUGACUGUGAAAGAUUUAGUGGCUCUAAAUGCUGUUGUUUCUGGGUAUGUUCAACAUGGCCUUGUAAAUAAGGCACUGGAUUUGGUGGAAAUUAUGAAGUUGAUGGGUGUCAAUCCAAAUGUAGUAACUUGGAACACUUUGAUAUAUGGGUUUUCACAAAAAGGUGAACAAGCAAUGGCAUCUGAGAUUUUUAGGUUGAUGAUUGCAGAUGGUGUUGAGCCUGAUGUGAUAUCAUGGACUUCUGUUAUAUCUGGUUUUGUGCAGAACUUUCGUAAGGAUGAAGCAUUUGAUACGUUUAAGCAAAUGUUGCGUCAUGGGUUUUGUCCAACUUCAGCUACUAUCAGCGCCCUUAUUCCUGCUUGUGCUACUGCAGCAAGAGUGAGGAUUGGGAAGGAGAUUCAUGGCUACGCGCUGGUGAUUGGGGUGGAGGAAGAUGUAUAUGUAAGGAGUGCUCUGGUUGAUAUGUAUGCAAAAUGUGGGUUCAUUGCUGAAGCGAGGACUCUGUUUUGUAAGAUGCCAGACAAGAACACAGUUACAUGGAACUCUAUCAUUUUUGGUCAUGCGAAUCAUGGUUAUUGCGAGGAAGCUAUAGAGCUCUUCAAUCAGAUGGAGAUGGAAGGGGGAGCCAAGCUGGAUCAUUUAACUUUCACGGCAGCUCUCACCGCAUGUAGCCAUGCUGGAGAUAUUGAACUUGGGCAUAGGCUAUUCAAGACUAUGCAAGAAAAAUACAAUAUUCAGCCAAGACUGGAGCAUUAUGCAUGCAUGGUGGAUCUUCUUGGUCGAGCAGGGAAUCUCGACGAAGCAUAUUGCAUGAUCAAGACAAUGCCUGUUGAACCUGAUUUAUUUGUGUGGGGUGCAUUACUUGCUGCUUGUAGAAAUCAUGGGCAUGUGGAGCUUGCAGAAGUGGCUGCUAAGCAUUUGUUGGAAUUAGAGCCCGAGAGUGCUGGGAACCGUCUUCUAUUGUCCAGCCUAUAUGCCGAUGCUGGAAAAUGGGGAAAGGUUGAGAGGAUCAAGAAAAUGAUGAAGAAGGGAAAACUCAGAAAAUUACAAGGAUUGAGUUGGAUAGAUAAUGUAUAAUAUUAUAGGUAAGUAAAUGAUUCUUUCGAGCUGGAGGUUCCUUUGCAAUUUGCUACAUUUCUGUCGGUAGCUAGAAGCCACGGGUUUUGCAUCUUCAAAACGAAGAUGGUGGCAAACCUCUAGAAACAAUUUUGGAUGUAUUGUUUCCUUCUCCUCAUCAGGCAACAGUUCAGUACCCUUUUGGGAGGCACCAUUGGACCUAAAGAAUAUCUUUAUUUAUCAUAUGUGCCUGCAUCUCUCGGGAACCAAAUCUUAAUUAUGUAUUCUAAUUUAGAGUUUUAGACAAAAACCGCAAAGGUUGCUGAGGCAGCA